AUGUUGAAAUAUAGUAAUUCACAAGGUAUUUCACCAAUAAAUAUUGAAGAUUCAUUCUCCAUUAACACAAAGAAGGAGAUUUUUUACAAGGUCAGCAAAAUUUACUUCUUCAAGACUUGGACAGGAGAUAUUGAGAAAGUUGAAAUCCCUAAAGGAGUAAAUCCAUUAAAUAUCAGAUUUGAAUCCACAGCAACACAUUACGUCUUCAAAGCAUCAAUAGGAUCUGUGUAUUUGCCAAUCUCACAAAAGUUUGUUUCAGAACACAUUGAAGAAUUUCCAAGUCUCUUUAAUUUAGAACUUACAUCCUCAGGAAAAAUUGAAAACAUUGUAUAUGGAGAUAACAAUGAUGAUACAAUUUCUGUUAAAUUCCCAAAGAGCGAUUUCAAAGUUAUUGACCAAUCAAGUUCUAAGAAACUUCAUUCUUCAAAUGAUUUAGGCAAUGCAUUUGGAUUGGAUGAUAAUGUUUAUACAGCAAUAGAUUCCGAUCUUCCACAGCCAGAUAACACAGAUCCAGAACCUGGAACAGAUCCAGAACCUGGAACAGAUCCAGAACCUGGAACAGAUCCAAAACCAGGAACAGAUCCAAAACCAGGAACAGAUCCAGAACCCGGGACAGAUCCAACUAAAGAAACAGGUGCAUCACCAGGAACAGAUCCAAAACCAGGAACAGAUCCAGAACCUGGAACAGAUCCAACUAAAGAAACAAGUGCAUCACCAGGAACAGAUCCAGAACCUGGAACAGAUCCAACUAAAGAAACAGGUGCAUCACCAGGAACAGAUCCAAAACCAGGAACAGAUCCAGAACCUGGAACAGAUCCAACUAAAGAAACAGGUGCAUCACCAGGUACUGAUCCAGAACCUGGAACAGAUCCAAAACCAGGUACUGGUCCAGAACCCAGCAAUAACAAUGAUAAACCUCAAGGGUCUCCAAGUGAUGGCGAUGAUUCUAAUGGAGGAAAUGGAGGAAAAAGUAAUACUGGUGGUAUUGUUGCUGGGGUCAUCAUUGCAAUACUUGUGGUUGUUGGAGUUGCAGUCGCGUUAUUCAUUCUUUAUAAGCGAAGACAAAAUAAUAAAAAUGAAAGUAAAAAUGACGCAGAAGAAAUCGAAGAGAUUCAAUCAGAAAUCUGA
Molecule: messenger RNA, 1128 nt
Organism: Trichomonas vaginalis G3
Lineage: Eukaryota; Parabasalia; Trichomonadida; Trichomonadidae
Exons: 1
Coding region: 1-1128 (375 amino acids)
Source: RefSeq, a predicted model, not a curated record